Messenger RNA from Molossus molossus (Pallas's mastiff bat), 1501 nucleotides. It is a transcript of the gene NKAP, whose product is annotated as NFKB activating protein. Gene Ontology annotation, molecular function: chromatin binding. The transcript is spliced from 9 exons. Gene Ontology annotation, cellular component: nucleus. Gene Ontology annotation, biological process: negative regulation of DNA-templated transcription. Lineage: Eukaryota; Metazoa; Chordata; Mammalia; Chiroptera; Molossidae. The record is from RefSeq and is a predicted model, not a curated record. Bases 95 to 1348 code for a protein of 417 amino acids.
GUGACAGGUUCUGGGAGCUAAAGCAACCGAUCCCUUCCCAGGUUAGCUAGGCCGCCCCCUUCCCCACCCCGGCUUCGGGGCCCCAGCGGCAGUGAUGGCUCCGGUGUCUGGUUCGCGCAGCCCGGAGAGGGAGGCCUCGGGCUCCAGGGUGAAGCGUCGCAGUUCGUCGAGGAGCCCUAAACCCAGCAAAUCCGCCCGCUCCCCGCGGGGCCGCCGCUCCCGCUCGCACUCUUGCUCUCGGUCUGGGGAUCGGAAUGGCCUCAGCCACCAGCCGAGUGGCCUCAGCCAAGGGUCCCGAAAGCAGCCCUACCGCUCCCGUUCGCGGUCACGCUCUCGAGAGCGGCCCUCUGCGACGCGGGGCAUCCCCUUCGCUUCUGCCUCCUCGUCCACCUAUUAUGGAGGCUACUCACGCCCCUACGGGAGCGACAAGCCGUGGCCUAGCCUCCUGGACAAGGAGAGGGAGGAGAGCCUGCGGCAGAAGAGAUUAAGUGAGAGAGAGAGGAUUGGAGAAUUGGGAGCUCCUGAAGUAUGGGGACUUUCUCCAAAGAAUCCAGAACCAGACUCUGAUGAACAUACACCAGUAGAGGAUGAAGAGCCAAAGAAAAGCACCACUUCAGCUUCUACUUCGGAAGAAGAAAAGAAGAAGAAGAAGAAGUCUAGUCAUUCUAAAGAAAGGUCCAAGAAAAGGAGAAAGAAAAAAUCAUCUAAAAGAAAACACAAGAAGUAUUCUGACGAUAGCAAUAGUGACUCUGAUUCUGAAACAGACUCCAGUGAUGAAGACACAAAAAGGAAAUCAAAGAAAGCCAAGAAAAAGGAAAAGAAGAAGAAACACAGAUCGAAGAAAUACAAGAAAAAAAAGUCUAAGAAGAGCAGAAAAGAUUCUAGUGAUUCAAGCUCUAAAGAUUCCCAAGAAGAGUUUCUGGAGAAUCCCUGGAAGGAUCGAUCAAAGCCUGAAGAACCCUCAGAUUUAAUUGGCCCAGAAGCUCCAAAAACACUUGCCUCUCAAGAUGAUAAACCUCUGAACUAUGGCCAUGCUCUGUUACCUGGUGAAGGUGCAGCUAUGGCUGAAUAUGUAAAAGCUGGAAAGCGUAUCCCACGGAGAGGUGAAAUUGGUUUGACAAGUGAAGAAAUUGCAUCAUUUGAAUGCUCAGGUUACGUAAUGAGUGGUAGCAGGCAUCGUCGAAUGGAGGCUGUGCGACUCCGAAAAGAGAACCAGAUCUAUAGUGCGGACGAGAAGAGAGCUCUGGCUUCCUUUAAUCAAGAAGAGAGAAGAAAGAGAGAAAACAAGAUUCUGGCCAGUUUUCGAGAGAUGGUAUACAGAAAAACUAAAGGGAAGGAUGACAAAUAAGGAUUUUCGGAUUAUUCAGCAGACAUUUUUAACAGAAAGUCUGGGUUUCAUAUAUACAUACGAACAGAUUGUUAGGAUCUGAAAAGCUUUACAGUGCUCCUGUGCCUUCUAUUUAAUUAUUUCAGUCCUUCAAUAAAAGGCUGCUUAUUGAUA